AUGUGGCAAUCAAAUGCAAAGUUAAGUAUAGCAAGAAGGGGUGUUGGCAAUGGCCUGGUUGCAGUUGCCAUAGACAAAGACAGAGGAAGCCAAUAUGCAAUCAGAUGGACAAUCGAUAAUCUGCUCUCCAGAGGCCAAACUAUAAUUCUCAUUCAUGUUUUGAAAAGGGCGCCGUCUUCAUUUGGAAAAAAUUAUUACGCCCACGCUCUGAAUGGAGCUGCACCUGUAGACAAGCAAAUAGUCGAAAAGAGUGCGGAAGACCUAUUCCUCACCUUCCAUUGCUUUUGCACACGUAAAGAUAUUCAAUGUUUGGAUGUUGUACUUGAGGAUACAGAUGUAGCAAGAGCAGUAACAGACUAUGUUACCUACUUUGCAAUUGACAACUUAAUUCUUGGAGCGUCGCGACAUGGUUUUAUCAGACGACUGAAAAUGGUAGACAUUCCGACAAGUGUAUCCAAAGGAGCUCCGGAUUUCUGUACGGUUUAUGUGAUCUCAAAAUCAAAAAUCUCUUCUGUGCGGAAUGCUUCUCGACCAGCACCUUUUGCUUCGCCUCUUUAUAAACAAAUACAACAAUUGCAAGAGCAAGCGAAUAGUAAUGGUUUUUCCCCUGAUGCGCGUCCCAGGCGUAUACCUAGCAUGAGAGCACCUGAUAUGACACCGCGAAAGGCUCCUGGAAUGCUCGGCGACAAUGAAUUUAUCAAGUCGCCAUUUGCCAGGGGAAGAGCGUUAAAUGGAAGGUCAUGUGCAGAGUUCUCAGAAUUGGUUACUGAUAUAUCAUUCAUAAGCUCUGGCAGGCCAAGCGUUGAUAUCGUGUCUACUAUGCUCUGUGAUAACAUGGAUACAAGUCGAACCUCACGUGUGUCAACCAGCUCAGAAAGCAGUUUGGGGUCAGCGCGCUCCUGGGCUAAGGAUAGUGAAUUGAGUUCCUUUACUGAUUUUUCAUCGUCGUCACUUCAAAACGAUGACGUGGAAUCUGAAAUGAGAAGGCUAAAGCUUGAGUUGCAGAAAACAAUGGAAAUGUACAGCACAGCCUGUAAGGAAGCACUAACGUCAAAACAGAAGGCGGUGGAGCUUAAUCGUUGGCGAAUGGAAGAAGAACGAAGAUUAGAAGAGGCUCGACUUGCAGAGGAAGAAGCAAAAAUAGUUGCUGAAACAGAGAAAGCUAAAUGCAGGGCAGCCUUAGAGAAUGCUGAAGCAGCUCAGAGAAUUGAAGAAUUAGAAUCACAAAAAAGAGUUAAUGCUGAACUGAAAGCCAUUAAAGAGUCAGGGGAGAAGGAGAAUGAGCAAAAUACAUUAGCUCAACAGGAAUUAAUAUACAGGCGAUACACUAUCGAAGAAAUUGAAGAGGCAACAGAAUAUUUUUCAGAGUCUCGCAAGGUUGGAGAAGGCGGCUAUGGCCCUGUUUUCAAGUGUUAUCUCGACCAUACACCAGUGGCAGUGAAGAUCUUACGUCCUGAUGCUGCUCAAGGAAGGUCACAAUUUCAGCACGAGGUUGAAGUGCUGACUUGCAUGAGACACCCAAAUAUGGUUAUACUCCUUGGAGCCUGCCCAGAAUAUGGCUGUUUAAUUUAUGAAUACAUGGCUAAUGGUAGCUUGGAAGACCGUCUCCUCCGGAAAGGAAACACGCGCCCACUCUCGUGGCAACUUCGGUUCCGAAUAGCUGCAGAGAUUGCCACAGCCCUUCUCUUUCUUCACCAGACGAAACCCGAACCACUAGUGCACCGUGACCUCAAACCAGGAAAUAUUUUGCUUGAUCACAACUUUGUAAGCAAGAUUGGUGACGUUGGAUUGGCUAGGCUUGUCCCUCCUUCUGUAGCUGACGAUGUAACACAAUACCGAUUGACCUCAGCAGCCGGAACUUUUUGCUACAUUGAUCCUGAGUAUCAACAGACGGGAAUGCUCGGAGUUAAAUCCGAUGUUUACUCGUUCGGCAUUGUGCUUCUUCAAAUACUAUCUGGUAAACCAGCAAUGGGUUUGACUCACCACAUUGGCCGGUCAAUUGAGAAGGGGACGUUUGAACAGAUGCUCGAUCCUUCCGUGCCAGAUUGGCCAGUUGAAGAGGCCUUAAAAUUUGCAAAGCUAGCACUACAAUGCGCAGAAUUAAGACGAAAAGACAGGCCAGAUCUUGGCAAGGUUGUUUUGCCUGAGCUUAAUAGAUUGAGAGAGUUCGGCGAAGAAAAUAUGACCCAUUUCUUGGUAGUUCGCGGUACCACUCCCUCUCCUAAUCAGAGUGACGCGUCUUUAACGCAGCUCAGUUGCUGA
Molecule: messenger RNA, 2262 nt
Organism: Fraxinus pennsylvanica
Lineage: Eukaryota; Viridiplantae; Streptophyta; Magnoliopsida; Lamiales; Oleaceae
Source: the annotation of a GenBank genome assembly